This is a messenger RNA of Brenthis ino (lesser marbled fritillary), 654 nucleotides long. Lineage: Eukaryota; Metazoa; Arthropoda; Insecta; Lepidoptera; Nymphalidae. The record is from the annotation of a GenBank genome assembly.
AUGGAUGAUGAAGAGGCUGAUUUGCGAGAGCAGAUAUUCCACAAUAAUGUUCGGGAGCAGAUUAUAUUCCUGCUCUUAUUCAUUUUGCUGUACCUCUUCUCGUUCAUGUUGAUCGAGAAAUUUCGUCGACGUGAUAUUGAAGAUUAUUCUACUGCCGAUGAAGAUGAGGUAAAGGUGUACCGAAUAAGCCUCUGGCUAUGUACAUUUGCCCUUGCUGUAUCAUUGGGUUCAGCACUGUUGCUGCCUGUAUCAAUAGUCAGCAAUGAAGUGCUCAUAUUAUACCCCAAUAGCUACUAUGUUAAAUGGUUAAAUAGCUCAUUAAUACAAGGGCUAUGGAAUCAUGUAUUUUUAUUUUCAAACUUGUCAUUGUUUGUGUUCCUACCGUUUGCAUACUUAUUUUCGGAAUCCACUGGAUUCCCAGGCUGCCGAGGUUUGAAGGGACGUGUAUAUGAGACUUUUGUUGUGUUGGCUCUACUGGGCAUAGCUAUGCUAGGCCAUGCUUAUGUUAUAUCUGCAUGGCUUGAAGGGGACAGAUCCAGUCUCGAUGCUCUGCUAAAUUUAUGGACGUAUCUUCCGUUCUUAUACUCCUGUGUAUCUUUCGUCGGCGUUUUGAUGUUAUUAGGUGAGUUCGAUAAAAUUACAACACUCGACGCG